GUCAGUGCCCGACCCACCGGACGGGGUGGCAUUCUUUGAAAUUUUAACAUUUUUCUCGAGUUGACAUUUUUUUUUUUGACGCUUCGUGAACGCUAUGGCUGAAUCGCAAGAGCAGACCGGUGAAGUGACGUGGCCCGAAUUCAUCAAGAAUAGGGUUACAGUUACCAUUACCAAGUCGAGUAUCUCGGACCGAUUGGACUUCUUGCACCAUGCUCUUCUGAUCCGUCUACGCCGAAAAGAUUUGCCCGUGGACGCAUUGCCUUCUUUGCUCAGCCUUGUCUUCUUGACCUAUACACGUUAUCACGAUCGAGCAUCCCGUCUCGCUAUUCUUGAGGUGCUCAAAGAACUCAAUAACUGGAAUGCCGACAUUUUCCAAAAAGCGUUUGUUCCCGCUCUCGUCCGGGAAGCCGAGAAAAUUGGUAAACGCACGUCUACAGGGGAGUGUGUUACUUCUGCUGCGGAUCGUUUCAUCUUGUUGACCUGGGUCGAUCUGUUGAUUGGGCUUGUGCUGAAAUCAGUGGACGUUGAAAAGGCAGCGAGUUCCACUUUAUUGUCGUCGCUGGUCAACGCGCAAGCUUUGCUGUUGGACGGCUUUGCCAACGAUCAAAAGAAGACCAUUGCUAAAAGUGCCUUGGUGGAUGUACGACGUACCGUGCGACAAAAUGCUACGGCCAUUCCCACCCUUCUUGACAUCGCUUUAGCGAAUGCUUCAACCGUCACGCCUUCUUACCGCAACGCCGUGCUCAUCGGCACCAUCAUCGAUACCAGCCUUCGAUUGAAAGUGAAUGCCUCGAGUGGAAAGCAGUACAUCGACGAUGCCAAAUCCAAAUUGAUCUCUUAUUACUUGAAGAACAUUGUAUCAUCGCGAACCGCCGUCACCACUUCGGCCAUGGAUGCUUUCCGCGAUUUCAUGCACUUUACUGUCCCUGAGGAUACUUUUGUCAGCGAAUGUGUGCCUGUAUUUGAAAAGAUGAUGUUGCGUUCGCCCGAAGUCGCUUUACCAGUCUUGGCACGUAUUGUUCCCGUACUUUCAUUUGACGUGUCCGAUAUCUUUGCGACCAAGUGGUUAGAUCCUCUGUUGAACCAUUUAAGAUCCACCUCGGUGGCCGUUCGACAAGGUGGUAUGAUGCUUUGGGAGGCUCUGACAGAGAUUUGCCGUAAACAGGAAGCUCUGGUAAAAAUUGUGACAGCCACGAGUAAAACGUUGACGGGCGGGAAAGUCACUUCUUGGGAACAUCGUGCGGUGCUCUACAAUGCAUUGUCAUCUCUUGCUCAGCCCGCCGAUACCGUCAUCAGUCACAAGGCACUGGAAGGUUAUUUCGCCAUGAUCCCCAAGGAAUCCAACGAGCAAGCCAUGACGUGCGCUGUGGAUGGAGUUGGACGUCAUUUGAUUGUAUUGAUUUACGACGAUGCGUACAGUGGCGCGCAUAAGGAACUGGUGGAUAAGGCAGUGAAAGUAUCCUCGGAAGGUUUGGCGUCGUCCAAGCCGCAAACACGCAAGACGUGGGCUACAGCUUUCGGUAACACCGUGUGGAAACGUACCGAUGCCAGCCAAACCUUGAGCGCCAAUGUCACGAAAUAUAUGCAGGGUUUAUUUUCCGUUUUUGACAAGAUCGUUGACAAGCCCUUGUUGUGGAAGGACGGACCAUUGGAAGCGUAUAUCUUGAUCGCGUCGAUUUCCGGUCGCAUUCAGCAAUGGCCUACGGUGCCGCCUGCCGUACUGGAUCUUUUGAAAAAGCACAAAUACCCCUCCACUCUCCUUGUUUCAUCACCCAAGCCCAGCUUCUUAUUGUGGGAUCGUAUCUACACCAAGGCCACCGGUGCCGAAGAAGGAUUGUGGCUCGUUCGAGCUUUGACGAGUUUGUUCCAGCGUGAAUCCACCGCGUCUUUGGAGAAAUCCGGCGCAGGUUACCUGUGCGCUCAAGCCUUGAUUUGGAUCAUCACCAGCCAUCCUGAACACACCGUGCGUCGAGCCGCGUAUCAAGACACGUCGGCCAUUGCCGCCUCUGAACCUCAGAAACUCACGGUGUUUGCCAAACAAGCUUUGACGCAAUGGCUCUUGGACUUGGAACACAAGGCCAAGGAUUCCACGGCCAUGAUUGGUUACCAUGCCGAAAAUUACAACAAGGAUGUGGCUUCUUACCGACUGGCGAGCGUGCUCAAUACGAUCUUAUCUUUUGACAAGGAUUUGGAUGCAGACAUCAAAGAAAAGGAGUUGCUUGAUUUCAUGAUCCUCGCACAUCAUCCAUAUAUCGCUUCUCCCACAGAUAAGUACAACUGGAUCAGUUUGAUGCAGCGCGUCAACAUCAAUCCUGGUGCUUUGGUCGCCAAUCACAUCGAGACGAUCCGCGAUAUCCUUCGAAAAGCCAUGUCGGAUGAAGUACAGUCUGAAUUAUUCUAUCAAGCUGCCCUUGCGUCGAUUUCGACCUUGGUGUUUAUUUCUCCCAGCUUGAUUCCUCUGUUCAUGGAAAUGAUCAGCGAUGAUUUAAAUCCUGCUCUCGUCAAUGGCAUUGGCUCAUUGGAAUGCCAGAUCUGGAAGACGCCCGAGGGUGAAUGCUGUGUGGAUGUCAUCAAGAAAAAGACCACGACAGAGCAUCGUAACAAGAAGGGAUUCAAGGAUCAACAAUGGGAGGAAGAAUUGCGUGCGGAACUCGCCAAGAAGAAGGGUUUGGUGCAGAAAUUGACCAAGGAAGAACAAGCGGCGGUCGAUGCGCAAUUGAAGAAAGAAAGCGAAAUUCGCGAUAAGGUACAAAAGGUGCAUGAUCAAUUGGCGCUAGGUUUGCGAAUGAUCGGUGCUCUGAUCCGCGGAAAUACACACGCCAUGGAAGAAUACGUGGUGGAACUUGUGCGCAUUUUGCUGCUGAUUGGCAAGACCAAUGCCGGUAUGAUGGUGGGCGAAUCGAUCGUGGAUACUUACCUGGAAUUGGGCGCUUGUGUUUCCGAAAACGUGUAUACCAUUCGCGCCGCGAUUGCUCUCGCCACUCUGCGUGCCAACGGUGUCCAACCUAUUCCUGCGCGCUGGUUAGAUGAGCCCCUGGGCGCUUUGAUUGCUCGCGUUCUUUACCGUCUUCGCUUCAUUACCGAAGCACAACCGCUGCCUCCAGCUACGUUUGCUUACAUUUUCCCCGUCUUGUAUCAAGUCAUUCAACAAGGCGGUAUCGAUUGUGGUAAAUCCGACGAUGGCGUUGAAACAGCCAUGGAGCAAGUUGUCAUGUCUGUUGAUGUGAUUGGUUUCCACUGUCAACAAGGCGAAUCGACAGUGAUGCCUCGCCAAGAAAUGAUUGCCAGUCUCUUGCAUGCCAUCAAGGAAUAUCCUCAAGUGAGCAAAAACGCCAAGUUGUCGCUGGUCGCAUUGUCCGAAACCAUGGUCGACUCGGUCACGUUGGAAGAAACCAAUACCUUGUUGCAAGGCUUGCUGUCCGAGGAAUCCCUGGUACGAUCUGCCGCUUUGCAAGGCCUUGAGUAUCUUGAUUUGACUGACAUUGAUUACUCGCCUGAACUUUGGCUUGCUUGUCAUGAUGAUCAAAAUGCCGAUUUGGCCAAUACUUUGUGGAAUGAUAAUGCCAUGGACGUGGAAGAAGAUUAUCGUGAUGUCUUGCUCGACUAUGCAGUGUCGGAUUCUUCCUAUGUGCGCAACGCUGUCAGCAAAGCGAUGGCCGAUGCUAUUGCCAUGUACCCCAACACCGUGGCUGAUACGCUUGCAGCCAUUUAUGCGUUGUACAAGAAAAAGGCGGCUCCUUUGGAUCCCGAGUACGAUCAAUACGGUAUGGUGAUCCCCGAAACGUUGAAUCGUCGCGAUCCGUGGGAAGCGCGUGCCGGUCUCGCUUUGAUGCUUCAAGCCAUGGCUCCUCAGAUGCAGUUUGACAAUGUGCGUGGAUUCUGUCAGUUCCUGAUCAAGGAUGAAGCGUUGGGUGACCGUGAUGAAACUGUCCGCAAAAAGAUGCUCGACGCCGGUUUAGCCGCGGUGAAUGCCUAUGGUCAUGAAGGAAAGCAGGACUUGUUGGCGACGUUUGAAGCGUACUUGAACCAGCAAGCCGUGGACAGCGAAACCCACGAUUACAUUCGCCAAGCGGUGAUUAUUCUGUAUGGUGGUGCGGCCGGAUUCUUGGACUCUGGCGACAGCAAGGUUACCAUGGCGGUGGAUAAGAUGAUUGCUACCUUGGAUACGCCUUCGGAAGUGGUGCAGAGUGCGGUGGCGGACUGUCUUCCUCCACUGAUCAAGAAGAUCAAGGAAGAAGUGCCUCAGAUCUGUGAAGGUCUUUUGAAGAAGUUGUUCACGGGUGAAAAAUACGCGCAACGUCGUGGCGCCGCUUACGGUUUGGCCGGUGUGGUCAAAGGCCGCGGUAUCACGGCCUUGAAAGAAUGCAACAUCAUGACGUCGCUUAAGGAGGCUGUGGAUAACAAGCGUGCUUACCAAUCGCGUCAAGGUGCCCUGUUUGCUUUCGAAACGCUGUCAUCCACGCUUGGACGUUUAUUCGAGCCAUACAUUAUUCAGAUCAUUCCCCUGUUACUCGUUUGCUUUGGUGAUGCCAAUACGGAUGUGCGUGAAGCAUGCUCCGACACGGCGCGUGUGAUUAUGAGCAAGAUCAGCGGUCACUGCGUCAAGCUGAUUCUUCCUUCCAUUUUGGAAGGUUUGGACGAUCGUCAAUGGCGUACAAAGAAAGCGUCGGUGGAAUUGCUUGGUGCGACGGCGUACUGUGCGCCCAAGCAGCUUUCGGUGUCUCUUCCCAACAUCAUUCCUCGCAUUACCGAGGUGCUGGCCGAUACCCAUGCUCAAGUGCAAGCCGCAGCACGUCGUUCGCUUCAACUUUUUGGUGAAGUGAUUAGUAACCCUGAAAUUCAAGGCUUGGUGCCCGUGUUACUGGAAGCAUUGAGUGAUCCGAAUCGAAAGACCAAGGCGGCCUUGACGGCUCUUUUGCAAACGUCGUUUGUCCAUUACAUCGAUCCUCCUUCGUUGGCGUUGGUCAUGCCUAUUCUCGAGCGUGGUUUGCGUGAACGUGGUACGGAGAUCAAGACCAAAUCGGCGCAAAUUGUGGGCAACAUGGCUUCGUUGACCGAUCAAAAAGAUUUGGUUCCCUAUUUGCCGAUCCUGAUGCCUGGUAUCAAGGAAGUGUUGGCUGAUCCGGUUCCUGAAGCGCGCGGUACGGCGGCCAAGGCAUUGGGAAGCUUUGUUGAAAAACUGGGUGAAGACAACUUCCCUGGUCUGGUGAUGGAAUUGCUCGACAAGCUCAAGACAGAUACCGGCAACGUCGAUCGCCAAGGUGCUGCGCAAGGUCUUUCCGAAGUGUUGGCGGGUCUGGGUCUGGAACGUCUGGAUGGUCUGUUGCCUGAAAUUCUCGCCAGUGCCGACAGUCCUCGUGCGUAUGUUCGUGAAGGUUUUAUUUCUCUGCUCAUCUAUUUGCCUGCGACGUUUGGUCCUCGUUUCCAACCUUAUCUUGGUCGUAUUAUUCCUCCCAUUCUUAUGGGUCUUGCGGACGAGUCCGAAUUUGUACGUGACGCGUCGUUGCGUGCCGGUCGUAUGAUUGUGACCAAUUACGCAACCAAGGCGGUGGAUCUGUUGUUGCCUGAAUUGGAGAAGGGCCUGUUCGAUGCCAACUGGCGUAUUCGUCAGAGUUCGGUCCAAUUGGUGGGCGAUCUGUUAUUCCGUAUCACGGGUAUUGUCAAUCCCAACAAGGGGUUGGAAGCCUUGGGUAACUUUGAUGAACUCAAGGACGAAGACGCAGACGACAGUUACGGUGUUGGCGAAAAUAAGUCCAAGCAAUUGUUGGACGUUCUCGGCAAAGAUCGUCGCGAUCGUAUCUUGUCGGCCUUGUACAUUGUUCGUCAAGACUUCUCUGGUAUUGUGCGACAGGCUUCGUUACGUGUGUGGAAGGUGCUUGUCUCCAAUACGCCACGUACGCUUAAGGAUAUCCUGCCUGCGAUGAUGUUGAUGGUGAUUCGCAACUUGUCCAGCGACAACGAUGAAAAGAGCGCCGUGGCCGGUCGUACAUUGGCGGAAUUGGUAGUCAAGUUGGGCGAAGGUGUGUUGCCUGAAAUUCUCCCCAUUCUCGAAGAAGGCAUGGGAUCCAACGAUGAAGAAACCCGCCAAGGUGUUACUUCGGCCUUUAGCAUCGUUAUGGAAACCGCUGGCAAGGUACAAGUCUUGGACUUUGCCGAUCAAAUCAUUCCCGUGGUUAAGAAAGCCUUGUGUGAUUCUUCCUCGGAAGUCCGCGAAGCCGCUGCUCAAGCCUUUGAUACCUUGCAUCAAAACGUUGGUGCUAGAGCCAUUGAUGAAAUUCUGCCGUCCUUGCUUAACCAAUUGCAAUCUUCGGAUGAAGGAUCAGUUUACGCUCUUGCGGCUCUUAAGGAGAUCAUGGCGGUCCGUGCGAAUGUGGUAUUCCCUGUGCUUAUUCCUACUUUAAUUGCCACGCCAAUGAGUGCAUUCAACGCGCGUGCUUUGGGCUCCCUGGUGACGGUGGCUGGUUCUGCGUUGAAUCGACGCUUGUCCGUGAUUCUGUCAGCUAUUGUAGAAUCGCGUAUGAUGGAAACCGAUGAAGAAGUGUUGGAGCAAUUAUCGACUACCACCAUUGCGUUGAUGAAAUCCAUUGAAGACGAAGACGGUCUUGCCACACUGAUCUCGACGUUGCAGGAAUACGCUAGAAGCGAAAGUUGGGAAAAACGUGCCGUGGCAUGCGACAUUACGGCCAGCUUUUACAGCGAAACGGAUUUGGACGGUUCCGAUUACGUGCAGGAGUGGAUCGAAAUCUUGGUGCCCCUUUUGGACGACAGUGCAUCGGCAGUGGUGAAACCGGCUUGGAAUGCGCUUUCAGCCGUGACCAAGUCGAUGCCCAAGGAUGAAUACGAAGCUUUGGUGCCUGUGACGCGUCAUGCCGUUCAUAUCGUGGGUGUGCGUGGCUGCGACGUGGCCGGUUUCUGCUUGCCCAAGGGUAUCAGUGCCGUUCUCCCCAUUUUCCUCCAAGGUCUCAUGUACGGCUCCACCGAAAAUCGCGAACUCUCAGCCUUGGGUAUUGGUGAUUUGAUCGAGCGUACCUCGUCGGAUGCAUUGAAGCCGUUUGUUACCCAGAUCACAGGUCCUCUUAUCCGUAUUGUCGGUGAUCGUUAUCCUCCUCAGGUCAAGUCGGCCAUCUUGCAAACUUUGGGAUUAUUAUUGGGCAAGGUACCGAUGCACUUGAAGCCUUUCUUGCCGCAGUUGCAACGUACAUUUGUGAAAUCCCUUUCGGAUGCAUCAAGUGAUGACGUACGAUCCAACGCUGCUUCGGCUUUGGGUGUUCUGAUCACGCUGCAACCUCGUGUGGAUCCUUUGGUGACGGAACUUGUAUCGGGCAUCCGUGCAAGCGAAGCCGAGGUGAAGGAAGCGAUGAUGGAAGCUCUCGAAAAUGUGGUUUCCAAGACCCAAGCCGCUCUCAGCGACAAUUCCAAAAAGGGUAUCCAAUCCAUUAUCGAAGAAGGUCUGGCAAAAGACGCCACAUCCGGCAUGAAGGAGUCGGCUACCCGGUUACAAGCAAUCUUGAAAUAAUUGACACGCUACAAGUUUCCUGAUUUCUUGCAUGUAAUAUCUCUUUUUUUUUUCUCCAAAGCUUUACUUUUGGAUAAAAAGAACUGUGACAAAUCACAGAUCAACCUCUUUUUUCUUCAAUUUUUCUUUCUUAGAGUUGUUUUCAGUGCGUAUGUCAAUAAAGUCAUCGACAUAGAUAAAUCGGU
Radiomyces spectabilis is the source of this 7701-nucleotide messenger RNA. Its product is annotated as armadillo-type protein. The coding region runs from base 95 to 7516 and encodes 2473 amino acids. Gene Ontology annotation, molecular function: protein kinase regulator activity; protein binding. The record is from RefSeq and is a predicted model, not a curated record. Gene Ontology annotation, biological process: regulation of translation; cellular response to amino acid starvation. The transcript is spliced from 14 exons. Gene Ontology annotation, cellular component: cytosol. Lineage: Eukaryota; Fungi; Mucoromycota; Mucoromycetes; Mucorales; Radiomycetaceae.